Molecule: messenger RNA, 631 nt
Organism: Protopterus annectens (West African lungfish)
Lineage: Eukaryota; Metazoa; Chordata; Ceratodontiformes; Protopteridae
Product: TYRO protein tyrosine kinase-binding protein-like
Exons: 6
Coding region: 116-478 (120 amino acids)
Biological process (GO): neutrophil activation involved in immune response; negative regulation of B cell proliferation; microglial cell activation involved in immune response
Cellular component (GO): cell surface
Molecular function (GO): signaling receptor binding
Source: RefSeq, a predicted model, not a curated record
CUCAGACUGCUGAUCAGGCUUUGUACUUCCUCACUACACUCAGAAAGACCACAGUGUAGUACAUUUUCUGGAGAGGAUAGCAAAGGAUUUACAGAAUAAUUCAGCCUGCUUCAGAAUGAGGAAGAAAACAUCUAUGUUGGUCUUCCUGUUGAUACUGCUGUCAGUGCUUUGUGCAACUGAUGUCACUGACGCACAGAGAGAUUGUGGAGAGUGCUACAGAAUGGAUGCUGGUGCCAUUACUGGAAUCAUAGUCGGGGACAUCGUAAUCACAGUGCUCAUUGCUCUGACUGUAUUUUAUUUUGCAAACAGGAUGAACAAGAAAGCGAGGCUAAAAGGUGAUAUGAAGAUGAGUGAAAAAUCCAGCAUGAAGAUGCAAGAAAAAUGCAAAGUGGAAAGCCUGGAAACAGAAUCACCCUACCAGGAACUUCAUGGCCAGAAAGCAGAGAUUUACAGUGACCUGAGGCAUCAGUACAAGUGAUUUAAUUUUAUUCAGUGCAGGAAUGUAACUGAAAAUUACUUAUGCCAUGCUUGCCUUCCUCCAGUUAUCUGAAACUUCACUGUCUAUUUUUUGGUUUAUAAAUGCUACAUAAUAAAUGUAUUGAUGAUAUAAUAAACAUUUUUGUAGGGACAA